This is a messenger RNA of Moneuplotes crassus, 3445 nucleotides long. Lineage: Eukaryota; Ciliophora; Spirotrichea; Euplotida; Euplotidae. The record is from the annotation of a GenBank genome assembly.
AAUUUACUGUAUCCAAAAUGAGCAUGGUCAAUAACACCACGUAUAAGCUCAAAUCUUAUAACAUGAAGGCUUAUAAGCACCUGGAAACUAUAUGUUCCCAGAUUACACAGAACAAAGACAAGAAGUUACACGAGAAUGCCAAGGAGUUCUACCUGAAGCUGAUAGAUUCGAUUGAUGACAACAGCUUGCAGUUCUUCCUGACUAUCCUUUCUGAAUAUGACAGCAAGCAGAUGAAUUUACUGCAGACUUACCAAAAUUGAUACACAGUAAUUCCUAAGGGAAGUGAACAUAAAUCCCUGAUUGAUAUGUUUAAUGAACUUGUCCCUGAGAGUCUUAGAAGAUAUGAUGUUACGGAAAAAUCUACUAUACAAGGCUUUGCUGUAUUACUGAGUGAGAUCAAAACAGCUGUACCUCAAAAAGUAGAGAAGAUUCAAAGCAUUCUCUUUAAUAAAUUAUUGGGAGAGAAUGAGAAACUCAACGCCCUAAAGGACAUUUUGUCAGGCCACCCUCAUCUUUAUCAGAAGAUGAAGAACCAGUGCAUGAUCACUGAGAAGGACAUGGAGCAUGAACCCGUCCAUUCUGGUGGUAGCCAAGAAGCUGAUGAAGAAAGAGAAGUUCCAGUCAACGCGAACAAUGGAAUAAUGAUUGGUGACUUCUCUGACAAAGAUUCACAACAAAAGAACUCUGAUGAGAAGCAGAGUGACCAGGAAGACAACGAGGCUGAAGGUGACUCCUCCCAACUUGAGGAACGAUCUGAUUAUUCAAGGCAGAGGGUCCAAGAAAUUGUUCCCAAGAUGAGUGCUAUCAUGCACUCAGGGACUUCUGGGCAAAAGCACUUUGAUAAGUUAGAAGCUAACUUGUUUGACAAGUUGUUUAACUUUUUCAAGAAGAAAUACAAAUAUGACGACAUCAUUAAGAUAUUGAGCCUCUAUUCUGAUGGUGUAAUUGGAGCAGACGAACUCAAUGAACUCAUUGAUUGUCAUUUUCCUGCGAAUAGCGACAUUCAUGACCAAUUUUUGAACUUGAUCUACAGUAGAGAGACUAACAGAAGACAACUCUCGUGGUUCACAAAGCCGAUUUCAGAGUUUUCCUUGUCAAAUUGAGGCAUCAUUGAUAAGAGUUAUACCUCGUUCCCAAAUGAUUUCCACAAGCUAAUCUGAAGUGGAAUCGACAAAAUUGGUGCAGAAGCAUUGAACAGCAAGUGGGUCUCUGUCCCAAGAGGAUCCGAAUAUUUCUCAUUCCAUCAAAGAAACUCAAGUGAAGAAACACUCUUCAUGGUUGAGGAUGAGAGAUAUGAAGUAGAUGCCUACCUCAACAUGACUAAUAGCACUAUUGGUGCUCUGAAGAGACUCGAAACUCAAUUUAAAAGCUUGAAUGAAGAAGAGCAAAAGAGUAUGACUGAAGAACAGGUUACCGCCCUCAGAAGCAGAUACAUGAAACCUCCCCAUAUGAAGUGGAUUAAGCAUAUUUACAACUGCACAAUUGAAAUGGCUAAAUCUGACUCGAAAUAUGACUUCUUGAAUCUGAAUAAUUUGUUAGUAAUUCCCAUCAUUAUGGAAAGACUCCAAAAAUUACAAAAAUGCUGGAGCGAUAAAAAGAACGAUAGGCAGAAAUAAAUGGAGAAAGCAAUGCAGGGACCACUGGGAAAAGGCUCUUGACAAUCGUUCUCACCAGUUUAAGAUUUUGGAGAAAUAAGGAAAUUGUACCCAAGAACAUGCUCAAGGAAGCAAAAGAGAGGCAUCAACAUCAGCUGGAUAAUAAGAUAGAGCUGAAUGAAAUCCUGACCUUGAUGACUACUUUUAAGCCAUCAGAUAAUCCAUUCUUACCUGUUGAGAUAGAAGAUGAACCAAUGAGUUUGAAGAUUGAAGAGCUGAAGAAAUAUCCUGAGAAAUUGCCGACUUAUAGGAUGCAAGUGAGCGACCAAUAUAGCUUUGAGCUUGCGCUGAAGAUAAUGUUCUCUAUCCUCAAGUUCUUACCUUCUUCGUACAACAAGCAUUCUGAGUACCUUAAAGGAUACAUUUCUCUAUUCGGUCUUAGUUGUAAAAAUCCAGAUGAUGUCUCUUGCUAUGAGUUCAGCGACAGUGACAGAGACAUUUUGAUCGGAAUCUUAGCUCCAAGGAUCCUUAACAAGCAGGACGAGGACGAAGAAAUCGAUAAUCUGGUUGGUGGUAUGAAAGAUCCAGGCUCAGACAGUAGCCACCCCCAAAAGUUUAGUGACUGCCUUACUUUUGCAGAUGCUGAAAAUCAAACCUUCCUUGAGCUACUCGAGCUAGAUUGCUUUGAGAGUUCACCAACUGGCGAGGAAGGUCAACACAAUUCUUCCACAAUAAGAGUAGAUCCUGAAGAUGCAAAGGAGUUAUCUAAAAGCAUCGAGGAGGAGCACUUCAUUCCAUAUUUCAAGAAGGAAUACAAAGUUGCAUUUGGAAGUCCAAACCACUUUGUAUUCAUUAAAUGCCUCUUUAUCAUGUAUGAGAGGCUCAGGCUUGCCAGGAAAAUCAUUCAGGACAGAGUUGAGGUAGAUUUUGCAGAGAAUAGAGACGCUGUCAUCCAUUCUUACAAAGGAUACAAGAAAUCCCAAGAGAGGAUUCGGGAAAAUCGAGGUAUUCAUGAACAACCUGGUGAGAAUUCAGGUGAAGUCAUUGAGGAUGACGCUACAAUCAAGGACAGGGUCGCCAGACAUCGACUUGCGAUCCUCAUAGGUGUUUCUGUGACAAAGUUCAAAUCUAAGCUAGAUACAGCAACUUUUGAGGAACUCGUCAGAGUAUUCCUAGGAGUCAAGGCAUUUUUCUUCUUUACUUUUGAUAAACUUAUUGGAGUGGCUAGUAAGGCAUUCCAUAGCCUUUAUAAUGACGAGUAUCAGAAGUCCUCUUCCUUCAACCUAUUUGAGAAGUAUGAAGGAUUUGCAGGGAAGGAGAGAGCCAAAAUGCACACGAUGUAUCUGUGAGAGUACAAAAAUCUUCUAAAUGACAUGAGUUCUUCUAAUGGUCAUACUUGUAGAGUGAUGUACUCUCCUAUCAGUAGGAUGAUUUCUAUCCACUACUUCAAUCUAAAGAAGCCUCUUACAAAUUCGAGACUUCUGGACGAUUUAAAUUUCUAUCGUGACAAUUAUCUCGCAGGAGGCAUUCACGAGCAAAUUUAUUCAGGGUUAUCAAAAGAAGAAGAUGAUGAAGAGUCCAAUCCUGAACUACCCAUUUCAAUCCCAAAGCUCUUUUUGAAGAGGAACCUAAAGAGGAUGCACAAGGUUAUUGAAGGCAACUCAGAUGUCAAAAUUCAUCAGCAUCUUCCGGCUUACUUCAGCUCAAAAAUGUUAAAAAUCAGAUAUGGUUCAAAUAAAACCGAUAUUAUUGAAAGAAAGCGUAAAAGAAAGGCGCCACAGCCCCCAGUCGAGGCCACAGCUGUCUCUGGAGAAUCAAAGCCAGAGGCUGAAGAUAAGAUUCACUGCUAA